AACCAUACAUUUUCAUGUUAUAUUCAAUUUAAUUACUUUUAAAAUACGCGAUUGUAAGUGUGAAACGCUUUGUUUUUUUUUUUUUUUUUACGAAAAAGGAUACUUAAUGUUUACGGUAACGCUUGACUUGGUUAAACUUUUCGUGUGUACAAACCCUGAUUAAUUCAAGCAUUAYUAUUUUUUAUUUUUUCCAUCUCAACAUAUCUUAUAAAAUAUAUUAUUACUCUUCAGACAACGAAACAUAUUCAACGAAAAAAUUAUUUAGACAAUUUGAGUACGUGUAAUAUUUUUGUAGCCAUUUCUUAUAUUUUAUUCUAUACAUAUAUGUCACAAAAAUGUAUUUUAUUCUUGUUCACCGUGUACGCGCGUACAUUAUUAAUAAGCUAGAAAAGUUUAUACAAAUUUAAAAAAAAAAAAAACUUAGGGUUAAUUAUUAAUCGAGAAUUUUUCUAUACACCAAUUUGUAUAAUCCAUUAUUAUUAAUAUUAUUAUUAUUAUUAUUAUUAUUAUUAUCAUUAUUAUUAUUAUUCUAAUUAUAGAUGUUAUAUUAUACACAUAGUGUAAGAAAUCUGUGUCAAGUGUUGUCCUUAAUAGUAAUUUUAAAAUCCAAUGAACUAUAUUUUCUUUACUUAUGUAUGUAUGUAAUGUGUAUGAAUAUAUAAAAUAAUAUAAUAUGAUACAUUAUAUUCAUAUUUAUGUACGUACCUAAAUUUAGAUCUAACAAUUCAUAGUUAUAMAUUUAUAUAGUAACAAUCAUGUCUAGCUACUACAUCCUACAGACCAACUUAUUUUAAUUAUUUUAUUUUAUUUCAUACAAUACGAACAUUUGUUUGCACAUGUUGUAAUAUUCAAUGUGACAACUAUUUUUAUUUUUAUUUGUUAUACGUAAGUUAAGUUUAAAUUUAAAUAGUUUAGACAAUUAGUUUUUAAGGUUAGGAAAUGUUACGUUUCUUUUCUGCUCUGAGCGCUGUGUAUGGUUAACAGAUGAAUCAAAAACUAAAAUUUAUUUCAUUCUGAUGUCUCAAAAUAAUGUGUUUUUCUUUACUYACCUUCGAGAAAACCAUCCAAUAUGAUAAACAAAUACCUACUCUUUAUGAUGUUCUUGAUAAUAUGGUCGAUAAAUAUGAACAUCAUUACUAGUUAUUAUUUACCUGUGUAAUAAACUGAAUUAUAACUUAACAGAUUAUGAGAAUGAAAGCUUAAUGGUUAUCAACUAAACAUCUUAUAAUAAGAUAAAAAAUGGGGAAACAAAACAGCAAGUUAAAGCCAGAGGUCUUGGAAGACCUAAGACAAAAUACUGAAUUUUCUGAUGCGGAGAUCCAAGAAUGGUAUAAAGGGUUUUUAAAAGAUUGCCCAGGUGGUAAUUUAAGUGUUGAAGAAUUUAAGAAAAUUUAUGGGAACUUCUUUCCCUACGGUGAUGCAUCUAAAUUUGCAGAGCAUGUAUUUCGAACAUUUGAUGCCAACAGUGAUGGAACAAUAGAUUUCAGGGAAUUCCUUUGUGCUCUGUCAGUCACAUCUCGUGGAAAGUUGGAGCAGAAAUUGAAAUGGGCUUUCAGUAUGUACGACCUAGAUGGCAAUGGGUACAUCUCACGACAAGAGAUGUUGGAAAUUGUAACGGCCAUUUAUAAGAUGGUAGGCACUGUUAUGAAGAUGCCCGAGGAUGAAUCGACGCCAGAGAAGAGGACAGAUAAGAUUUUUAGGCAAAUGGACAAGAACAAUGAUGGCCGUCUAUCAUUGGAGGAGUUUAUUGAAGGUGCCAAAAGUGAUCCUUCUAUUGUUCGACUGUUGCAGUGUAAUCAUGCUGUCCAGUAGGGAUUUGCUAUGCAAAUUACACUGAAAUUACCUGCCUUUUAACUAAAGUUACAUAAUGUUUAGACUUCUCUCUUUUUUUUUUUGUCUUUAACUUUCGUUAAUUUUAAAUUCCUAAUGGAUUUUAUCAACCAAAAAGCUUCAAUCAAACAUCAAUACGUGUGCUCUAAUUUGUAAUGCUUAUGAAGUUUAUAAAAUCUAAUAUACAUUUUUUCCCCCAGACUUAUAAAUUUUUAAAAUCUGAAAAUUGCAUACUAUUUCAAUCAAUAAUAAAUAAUAAUACAUCACACAUACAUGUGGCGUUAAGAAACACGUGUUGAUGAUUUAAGAUUAAACAAAUUUAUUGUUUUUACUGUGAUAUAAUAUUCUUAACAUUUUUUCAAUUUUGAUCUUCUUUUUCAAUACAAUGUAUUAUUAUUAUCGUUGUAUUCAUUGGACAAGAAUAUUUUACUAUCCUAUUAAAUUUUUUUUGUUUUCCUAAAAAUAAUAAUAUUUAGUUGUAAUUUGUGCUUGUAUUAUUUAAAUCUAGAGAUGUGUGAUAAUUUUAAGACCGAAUCCCAAAUUUACACUUAAAUUUUGGAAUUUUAUAUUUAUAAUACGUAAAAAACAAAGGAAUAUAGAAAAAUAUAAAGUCACACAUCUCU
Molecule: messenger RNA, 2453 nt
Organism: Diuraphis noxia (Russian wheat aphid)
Lineage: Eukaryota; Metazoa; Arthropoda; Insecta; Hemiptera; Aphididae
Gene: Nca
Product: neurocalcin homolog
Molecular function (GO): calcium ion binding
Source: RefSeq, a predicted model, not a curated record